AUGCAUCUGGCUUAUCCUGACUACCUAGACCUUGUCAUUGACUAUGCUUUGCGUACUGCUGCUGGCGAGGUCGUUGCAAAGCCAGGCUUCGCCGAUAAGCUCGUUUUGGAGGUCGAUCAUAUGAUCCAGGUAGUGAUGAGGGCGAAGGAAAAUACGUACAUGGUGAAUUGGGAUGUUCGUACAUACAAUGCGGCUGUCGGUGGGCAGCGAGGCGACAAGCCAGAGGCCGAGGAGCGCCUCCAGCGACAGUUUCCCACGGACAGAAUCAGUCUUGAAGAUCCAGCUGUCUUGGAGGAUGUUGCAGGACAAAUCAUAGCUGUAUAUCUUCCGGAUGCCAUAGUUCAGCAUCGCAGGGAGAUCAUCAGCAGCCAGAUGCAAACUCUAGGUCCGACUCUCGACGAGAACUUGCGCGGCUCCAGCGGAUCCCGCGGCUCCCGCGGCUCCGGCGGCUCCCGCACUGGCGAAAGUGCUUGGAGGAAUGCCCUGAAGCACUUUCUGCCUGCUCAUAGGGCCACCGUCUUCGGACGUGGCAAUGUGACGGCGUCACCAGGAUGGCAUGCUCAAGGGCAUUUUACUUUCGAUCACCCCCUUCACGUCUCCGGCCAACUCGGGCCUGCACCAAAUAAGCCAGCCACGCCAGGACACCUCGCCUUUCAGCAGUUUAUGCGCGAGCACCUGGAAACCGGUUGCCUCAUGUCUGUGGCUCUGGCUCUUACACAUCCCGAGCAAUAUGCUCUUACCCGUGCCAGUCUUGAAAAGCUAUCAGGUCUUGAGCGCUUUUGUGAGCGAGUUCGCGAGUGGUCUUUUGCGUUUAAUGUCUUGACCAUUGUCGCCAAUCGCGAGUCUAUCCUGCAUCGCGACAAGCAAAGCGGUGGACCUGUAUGGAUUGACGCCCUGUUGACCGUCGGUGGAGAUGAGGAUACCGUUCUAGAGCUUCCUGGAGUGGGUGCUCGGUUUAGAUAUCGGUCAGGUACUAUAGUUUUGUUCUGCGGGCAUACACAGCUUCAUGGUGUCAGUCCAGCAUUCCACGAGCGUGUAUGUUUUGCGGCCUAUGCGCGUCCGACUGUUCUGAGGAAACUACGAUUCCAUAUUCCUGAACCCCCCACCAUUGUCAGCUCUGAUGACCAUCUUUACUGGCUGGAGUACAUAAAGUCGCUACUUGACUGGGCUCGCAAUUGA
Peniophora sp. CBMAI 1063 is the source of this 1179-nucleotide messenger RNA. The record is from the annotation of a GenBank genome assembly. NCBI's taxonomy places the organism in Eukaryota, Fungi, Basidiomycota, Agaricomycetes, Russulales, Peniophoraceae.